GCACUGGUCGUUCCACUUUUGUCAAUACUCUUUGUGGUAGUGAGGUUUUACCCAAGAAGCUAUGCGAUAAUCCUGAAUCUGCACAUAUAGAAGAAGGUAUUCGCAUCAAACCAGUAACAGUUGAAUUGGAAGAAGAUGGAGCCAGAAUUGCUUUAACAAUUGUAGACACACCUGGAUUUGGUGAUAAUAUAGACAAUGAAUUUUGUUUCCAAGAAAUUAUGGGUUAUUUGGAAAGACAAUAUGAUGAUAUUUUGGCCGAAGAAUCGAGAAUUAAACGUAAUCCACGAUUCCGAGAUAAUCGUGUCCACGCACUUCUUUAUUUUAUUACGCCUACCGGUCAUUCGUAUGUAUCGAUUGAUAUUGAAUUAAUGAAACGUCUCAGCCCACGUGUCAAUGUCAUUCCGGUUAUUGGUAAAGCUGACACAUUCACACCCACUGAACUAGCAGA
Molecule: messenger RNA, 448 nt
Organism: Racocetra fulgida
Lineage: Eukaryota; Fungi; Glomeromycota; Glomeromycetes; Diversisporales; Gigasporaceae
Source: the annotation of a GenBank genome assembly